GAUUACAUAGAGACGAUCAAUAGUUUAAUGAAAGAGACCGCCAUUACUGUCUUAAAUCAGUGUCACAAGUUCAACCAUGGACCCCCGUACCAGUGCCCAGGACGUGAUGCGAUGUGACCUGUGUGAGACCACUGUGGUACAGAUGCACUGUGAUACAUGUCUUGUCAACCUGUGUACAGCUUGUGUAGGAAUACACUUCUCUGCUGAUCUCUCAAAACCUCACACAAUCGUUGAUUUCAAGGACAGAAAAUCCACUCCUUUAUACCCUGGAUGUAAAUUUCAUAACAAACAACAAUGUACAAUGUACUGUAAUCAAUGUGACAUUCCUGUUUGUACGAAGUGCAUUGCAUCUGAUCAACAUUUAGGUCAUAAGGUAUCAGAAAUCUUACAAAUUGUGGAUGAGAAAAAAGAAAAUAUUAUCAAAGAACAAACUGAACUAAAUGAAAUAAUUUACCCAACCUACCAGGACAUUGCUUCUGAUGUACAAAACAGAAUGAGUCAGUUAGAAAAGGAAUAUGGAGAUCUCUCAACAGCCAUAACAAAACAUGGAGAGGACUGGCACAGAGAAAUUGACAAACUUGUCCAAAAACUCAAAGCUGAAGUUGAUGAGAUGAAAAACACACAGUUACAAACUCUACAGAAACAUCUUGAUGAAAUAAACAAGACAAUGUCUGACAUCAAGGAUGAAAUUGAUUCAAUUGAUCUUGUUGAGGAUUCUAAUAACAUUUCAAAACUAUUUAGUUUUACGAGCAAUGUAGAUAGAUACAGAAAUUUUCCACAGAAAAUUUUGCCAUCUUUGCCUAAAUUCACUCCAAGCAGAAUUAUUGGAGGAGAACUUCGUAAAAUGUUUGGAACCUUAUCAUCAAGUUCUUUGACUUCAGACAAACAUGGCUACAGAAUGAAGACAACACAGAAAUUACCAGAAGCUGGAUCCUCUCCUCCAGUCAAACAGCUGCUUGAUGAACAAGAGACUGUAACCGCCAUAGACACUGGAUAUGGAGAGCUUUACAAUGUGGCCUGUCUGAGUGAUGAAGAAAUCUGGACAAGUGGAGGUGACAGCACCGAUGAAACUCUACAGCAUCGAUCAGGGAUCACUGCUCAAGUCAAUCACAACCAAGUCAGGGAACAUGCCACGGGACAUAGCAGUGACAAAGAGUGGAGAUUUAGUUUAUACUGAUUACAGUGAUAGAACUGUGAACAUUGUGAAGAAUGAGAAGAUAGAGAAGGUGAUCAGACUACAGAACUGGAAACCUGACGGUGUCUGCAGUACCUCCUCUGGUGACCUCCUGGUUAUCAUGAUCAGUGAUGACAACAAACAAUCAAAAGUUAUCCGUUACUCUGGCUCCACAAAAAAACAAACCAUUCAGUUUGAUGAUCAAGGUAAACUACUUUAUUCAUUACCAAUAAUAAAAUAUGCAACUGAUAAAUUCUGGAACGUAACUGAGAACAGGAACCUGGAUAUCUGUGUGUCUGACAAUAUAGCUAGAGCAGUAGUGGUGGUCAAUCAGGCCGGGAAACUGAGAUUCAGGUACACUGGACAUACUCCUGCUUCAAAGAACCAACCAUUUAUACCACGAGGAAUCACCACAGACAGUCAGAGUCACAUCCUUAUAGCUGAUGAUAACAAUGAGUGUGUCCACAUCAUAGACCAAGAUGGACAGUUCCUCUGUUACAUAGACUGUGGACUGAGUGAUCCCAGAGGACUGUGUAUAGAUCUAAAUGACAAUCUGUUUGUUGCAAUAUUACAAAAAAAAGUUAAGAAAAUCAAAUAUCUCCAAUGAAAUCCUAAUCCUGCUAAAUUAAAGGAAAAUACUAGUA
Saccostrea cuccullata (small rock oyster) is the source of this 1818-nucleotide messenger RNA. Its product is annotated as E3 ubiquitin-protein ligase TRIM45-like. Lineage: Eukaryota; Metazoa; Mollusca; Bivalvia; Ostreida; Ostreidae. The transcript is spliced from 2 exons. The record is from RefSeq and is a predicted model, not a curated record. Bases 77 to 1177 code for a protein of 366 amino acids. Gene Ontology annotation, molecular function: zinc ion binding.